Molecule: messenger RNA, 5535 nt
Organism: Echinops telfairi (small Madagascar hedgehog)
Lineage: Eukaryota; Metazoa; Chordata; Mammalia; Afrosoricida; Tenrecidae
Gene: GIGYF2
Product: GRB10 interacting GYF protein 2
Exons: 30
Coding region: 193-3939 (1248 amino acids)
Biological process (GO): insulin-like growth factor receptor signaling pathway
Cellular component (GO): proximal dendrite; perikaryon; membrane
Molecular function (GO): protein binding
Source: RefSeq, a predicted model, not a curated record
GACGUGCGUGGCGACGUGUCGGCCAUCUUGUGUUGUUGAGGCUGAAGACUGACUUGGGUUCUGAGAGACUCCCUGUCCUGGACCGCAGUGCUAAAAGGAUCGGAACACCGUUGGCUCAGGCUUCCUGCUGUGACCCAGCAGAACUUUUGAGCAGGUUUUGCCACAAAAUUUAUUGUAAAAAUACGGAAAAGGAUGGCCGCGGAAACGCAGACGCUGAACUUUGGGCCUGAAUGGCUCCGAGCUCUGUCCAGUGGUGGGAGUAUCACAUCCCCUCCUCUCUCGCCAGCGUUGCCUAAGUAUAAAUUAGCAGACUAUCGUUACGGCAGAGAAGAAAUGUUAGCACUUUUCCUUAAAGACAACAAGAUACCUUCAGAUCUUCUGGAUAAAGAAUUCCUGCCUAUCCUGCAAGAGGAGCCCCUGCCGCCCUUGGCUCUUGUACCCUUUACAGAAGAAGAACAGAGAAACUUUUCCAUGUCUGUAAAUAGUGCCGCUGUCCUGCGGUUGACAGGACGAGGAGGAAGCGGCACGGUGGUGGGAGCUCCUAGAGGUCGAAGUUCCUCACGAGGGCGAGGUCGAGGCCGAGGUGAAUGUGGUUUUUACCAAAGAAGUUUUGACGAAGUGGAGGGUGUUUUUGGUCGAGGUGGCGGCAGGGAAAUGCACCGCUCGCAGAGCUGGGAGGAAAGGGGUGACAGACGAUUUGAAAAGCCAGGACGAAAAGAUGUGGGGAGACCAAAUUUUGAGGAAGGCGGACCAACAUCAGUGGGGCGGAAGCAUGAAUUUAUACGAUCAGAAAGUGAAAAUUGGCGCAUCUUCAGAGAGGAACAAAAUGGGGAAGAUGAAGAUGGCGGUUGGCGACUAGCCGGAUCCAGAAGAGAUGGCGAACGAUGGCGGCCCCACAGUCCUGACGGCCCUCGCUCUGCAGGCUGGCGAGAACACGUGGAACGGCGGCGCCGCUUCGAGUUUGACUUCAGGGAUCGUGAUGACGAGCGAGGCUACCGCAGAGUGCGCUCUGGCAGCGGGAGCAUCGAUGAUGACAGGGACAGCUUGCCGGAGUGGUGCUUAGAAGAUGCCGAAGAGGAAAUGGGCACUUUUGACUCAUCGGGAGCGUUCCUCUCUCUGAAGAAAGUGCAAAAGGAGCCCAUUCCAGAGGAGCAGGAGAUGGACUUCCGGCCUGCAGAGGAAGGGGAGGAGUGCUCUGACUCUGAGGGCAGCCAUAAUGAAGAAGCCAAAGAGCCCGAUAAGACAAAUAAGAAAGAAGGAGAGAAAACAGACAGACCAGCUGUUGAAGCUAGUGAAGAAGCACUCCAAACCUCUUCAUCGUGUGCUAGAGCGGGCACUCCUGCCGAUCACCCACCCCAGGAAACCACGCAGUUGGAGGGGCAAGAGGAAACCCAAAAGGAGCAAGCAGAAAAGGUGGAGGAGGAGAGUCGAACGGAAAACAGUUUACCAACCAAAGUGCCCAACAGAGGAGAUGAAAUGGUCCCUGAAGCCCAGCAGCCCCUGUCACAGACGCCUGCAGAUGCAGCCUCUUCUCUCCUCAUUCUUUCGCUUCCUGCUCCCAACCCUAGCCCUCCCCUCCGGCCAGUGGAAACGCCAGGCGUCAGUGCUCCUGGUAUGGGCAGUGUUUCCACAGAGCCCGACGACGAAGAGGGUCUCAAACAUCUGGAGCAGCAAGCUGAGAAGAUGGUGGCAUAUCUUCAAGACAGUGCACUGGAUGAUGAGAGGCUGGCAUCAAAACUGCAGGAACACAGAGCAAAAGGCGUCUCGAUUCCGUUAAUGCAUGAAGCAAUGCAGAAGUGGUAUUAUAAAGACCCCCAGGGAGAAAUCCAGGGUCCCUUCAAUAAUCAGGAGAUGGCAGAGUGGUUCCAGGCGGGCUAUUUCACCAUGUCUUUAUUGGUGAAGCGAGCGUGUGAUGAGAGCUUCCAGCCUCUUGGUGACAUCAUGAAGAUGUGGGGAAGAGUGCCUUUCUCGCCCGGCCCCGCCCCCCCGCCUCACAUGGGAGAGUUGGACCAGGAACGACUAAACAGACAACAGGAGCUCACAGCCUUAUACCAGAUGCAGCACCUUCAGUACCAGCAGUUCUUGAUACAACAGCAGUACGCACAGGUUCUGGCUCAGCAACAGAAAGCAGCCCUGUCCUCCCAGCAGCAGCAGCAGUUGACGCUCCUCCUCCAGCAGUUCCAGGCACUGAAGAUGAGGCUGUCUGAUCAGAGUGUCCUCCCCCCAGUCACUCGGCCGGUGUCGGUGCCAGACCCAGGCUCCAUUUGGGAGCUUCAGUCAUCAGCCUCACAGUCGACAGGUUGGGAGGGCAGCAGCGUGUGGGAUCUUCCCCUGGACACCACGACGCCGGCACCUGCCUUGGAGCAGCUUCAGCAGCUGGAGAAGGCCAAGGCUGCAAAGCUGGAACAGGAGAGGAGAGAGGCGGAGUUGAGGGCAAAACGGGAGGAAGAGGAGCAAAAGAGGCAAGAAGAUCUCCGGAGGCAGCAGGAGGAGCUUCUCCGGAGACAGCAGGAGGAGGAGAGGAAGAGGCGGGAGGAAGAGGAGCUGGCUCGAAGAAAACAGGAAGAAGCUCUGCGCCGCCAGCGGGAGCAGGAGCGGGCACUGAGGCGGCAGCGGGAGGAGGAGGAGCGGCAGCAGCAGGAGGAGGCUCUGCGGAGGCUGGAGGAGAGGAGGAGGGAGGAGGAGGAGCGGCGCAAGCAGGAGGAGCUGCUCCGCAAGCAGGAGGAGGAGGCUGCAAAGUGGGCGCGGGAAGAGGAGGAGGCCGCGCGGCGGCUGGAGGAGGACCGACUGCGCAUGGAGGAGGAGGAGCGCAAGAGGAAGGAGCUGGAGCUGCAGCGGCAGAAGGAGCUGAUGCGCCAGAGGCAGCAGCAGCAGGAGGCACUGCGCAGGCUGCAGCAGCAGCAGCAGCAGCAACAGCUGGCGCAGAUGAAGCUUCCCUCUUCAUCCACGUGGGGCCAGCAGUCCAAUACAACGGCGUGCCAGCCCCAGGCCACACUCUCACUGGCUGAAAUCCAAAAGCUAGAGGAAGAGCGAGAACGGCAGCUCCGAGAAGAGCAAAGGCGUCAGCAGAGGGAGCUGUUGAAGGCACUUCAGCAGCAGCAGCAGCAGCAGCAGCAGCAGCACCAGCACCAGCAGCAGCAGCAGCAGCAGCAGCCAAACCGAGCCCGCAACAACACGCAUUCCAACCUGCACACCAGCAUCGGGAAUUCUGUUUGGGGCUCAAUAAAUUCAGGUCCCCCAAACCAGUGGGCAUCUGACCUGGUCAGUAGCAUCUGGAGUAAUGCUGACACGAAGAACUCCAACAUGGGAUUCUGGGACGAUGCGGUAAAGGAGGUGGGACCCAGGAACCCGUCGAACAAGAACAAGAACAGCACCGGACUCAGUAAAUCUGUAGGUGUGUCUAACCGGCAGAAUAAGAAAGUAGAAGAAGAAGAGAAGUUGCUGAAGCUCUUUCAGGGAGUAAAUAAAGCCCAGGAUGGAUUUACCCAGUGGUGUGAACAGAUGCUUCAUGCCCUUAAUACGGCCAAUAACUUGGAUGUCCCCACGUUUGUGUCUUUCCUGAAAGAAGUCGAGUCUCCAUAUGAAGUCCAUGAUUACAUCAGGGCCUACUUAGGAGACACGUCAGAGGCCAAGGAGUUUGCCAAGCAGUUCCUCGAGCGCCGUGCCAAGCAGAAAGCCAGCCAACAGCGGCAGCAGCAGCAGCAGCAGCAGCAGCAGCAGCAGGACUCCAUGUGGGGGAUGAACCACAGUACACUCCACUCAGUGUUUCAGACCAAUCAAAGCAACAACCAGCAGUCCAACUUCGAGGCUGUACAAAGUGGCAAAAAGAAGAAAAAGCAGAAGAUGGUCCGAGCCGAUCCCAGUCUACUAGGUUUUUCUGUCAAUGCGUCAUCGGAGCGACUGAAUAUGGGUGAGAUUGAGACCCUGGACGACUACUGAGCACCUGCUGGGAUUGGCCUUCCUCUCCGUCUGCUGACCAUGGACCCUCCACCUCUGGACACCACAUGCACUCACCCGCCACUCUAAUCUCUCUGCCACCAGCCACAGAGCACUUCCUCUCAGGCGGCUCCUCCUCGCCAUUUUGUCCAGGAUUCCUGAAACCGUCUUUGUUGGCGAGUGUCUCCGACUGUCGCCCCUGGGGCGGACUCUGUCUCGUCUCGGGGCGGGGACUGUCGGGCGGCUCCCCAACAAGGCUGGUUUGGGCAGCACGUGUUUCCUGUGCCGUGAUUUCCACAACUUGUCCCAAGAGGGGGGUCUUGCCCAUAGCAGCUCACCUUCACCACCACCCCCACCCCCCCCCACACCCCCAGGCAAGGGUCUGACUGCAGUCUUGAAGAGAGAGGUUCAUGGUCAGUGGGUGUGUGGCCACAGCUCCCUUUGGUAUUGCAUCGGAGAGGCCCCCUGACGUCGCACCCUGCCUGUCCUCCCUGAGCCGCGCCGGAGAAGGAAAGGCUUCACGUUCUUCUCCACUAGGUGGUGACCGCCGCCCUGGUGUGCACUCACCUGCCUGGACAAAGAAACCCUGUGGCCUGGGAGAGAGACUUCUUCUUACUUUUCCUUUCUUACAAAACUGAUUUUUUUCCAUAAAUAUUUUAUUCAGAGGACUAGGACCAGUUUGUUUUGGGCCCUUCUGCUGAAAUUUUGUCUCGUUUAAGAGGCAGCUAGGAUCUUUACCAUAUGUGUGAAUUUGUAUAAUUUCAUUUUGGAUAGGGAUAAACUCUUCUGAUAAAAGCCCGGAAUUUCAUCUGCUUCCUCAGAUCGUUGUGCGUGUGUCUGGCGGUGGCCCCCAGCAGGUUUUGCUGAAAGAUUCUGGAAUGGCAGUUGUUUGCCUUUUCUACAAAGCGUGCAAAACCGAACCACCUUUCACCAUCUUUAUCCGUGGAAACCACUAUGCAGGGAAGGCAGAGCGUGGAGGGCAGGGGAGAUGGCGAGACCAGAAGCCCGCCCCACUGUGCUCUGGCUUCGGCACUCGGCCUCCUACCACCCCCACUCCCCCUCACCUUGGGUAGAAAUCGAUGCCACAGCUUAUUUAUGAUCAGAUGCUCCUCCUGCCUCCACCAGCCCCUACAGAGCACCCCCGGCAUGGCCAGUCCUCCUAGGAUUGGAGGCCCCGGGUGACUGUUGGUGGUCGGCCGGCCCCACAGUACCUCUCUUCCUGUCCUCGGCGCCUGAAAGUGGGGGUGCUGGGAGGAGCUGAGGGCAGUUUGGUUUGGGAUGAUUUCAAGUUGGCUUCUGUUUUUCUUAUUUUGGAUUACUUACCAUCCUCCCUAUCCCUUCUGGCCUCCCACCCCUCUUAAACAUGUACAAUAACUAUACAGAGACUGCUACCACGUGUAUAUAGUUUUUGGAUCAAAUAGCAUGAGGAGACGGGACACCGUUCCACAGUGGGACUCCGAUCUCCUUUGCUUUGUACAUUCAAACGUGGGGGGUGGGAAAGAGGGAUAGUUAAAAUGUUUACAAAACUUUAAGCUUCCUCGGAACUUUUGCCAGCGUGGAGGAAAAUAAAGAACUUAAAUAAAACCUGGUUGUGCUGUG